Molecule: messenger RNA, 3276 nt
Organism: Brugia pahangi
Lineage: Eukaryota; Metazoa; Nematoda; Chromadorea; Rhabditida; Onchocercidae
Source: the annotation of a GenBank genome assembly
AUGUCUUCUGGAUCAUUUCCGUUUAUAAUUCCAGAAAGUUUACGACCAAAAAAAGCAUCAAACCCAUCAUCGAAAUUGUCCGGUAUCACACGGAAACCCUACACUCUACCAAGACGUAAAGGAUACAACGAUUUGGAUGAUCCACUUGGUCCGUCUUCAUCCUCAACAUGUCCAUCUUCACCAUUCAAGCGUUCAGUCGAUGUAAGGCUUGCAAGUGGCCGGAAUUCCGUAGCACGUGCCGCACGUGUAGUCCGAAAGAGGAUGUCAUCAACACAACAUGCCCAAAAUAUUUCACAAGAUCUGCCUUCAGCAAGUGUAAAACCAUCGCUUUUUGCAAGUGUACAACUUGGGAAGCGUUUAAACGCAUCACUUCGUGGUACCUUACACAGUGGUGUCGAUAACAGAUUCACUAGCGUAAUGCGUACAGUUGAGCCAUCAAGGCCGUGGGCACGUGAACCAGCUGUUAAGGAAGAAAAUGUUCCAAAGUUGGAACGACAUAUUGAUAAUACAAAAGUAGAAUCGGUGACUGAAAAAGUGUUGCUACCAAAGGGCGCAGUCGCACGACAGUUGAAACGUAUGAUUGGACGAGUUUGUGAAACUGACUAUGAUAAAUAUCAGUUGCUAGACGAACGUGACCGUUUGAUGCAUAGAGGACGUUUGAAAAGUACCGAUGUUGAUAAUGCAACUGUUAUGCAGGGUUCUUGCUGUGAUAUGUGCCCAGAAAAAGAACGCUACAUGAGAGUAGUACAAAAACGUCUCAGUCCUUAUGAAUGCCAUGAUGAUGGAAGUAUUGCACCCGAACUGACUGUGAAAGAAUACAGUAGAAGUGCAGCUGAUCAGGAGGAGCCGCUGCCUCAUGAGCUUAGACCGGCAGAUGUCCUUCAGCGAACUAUGAAUUAUCUUGUCGGAAAAAUUGCUAACCAUGUUCCGGAAACAGAUGAGGAAUUAGCACAAUGGUAUGAUUUUCUGUGGAAUCGAACACGAGCUAUCCGAAAGGACAUAACGCAGCAAAUGAUGGUUAACGAAACUGCUGUUACUCUAAUCGAACAAUGUGUCAGACUGCAUAUCUUUGCAUCUCAUCGUCUUUGCGAAUUGAAUUUCAAUGAAUUCGAUCAAAAAAUGAAUACGGAGAAUUUGUCUAAAAGCUUGCAAAGCUUGCGUUAUUUGUAUGAUGAUUUGGCGAAGAAAGGGAUCCAUUAUUCCAGUGAAGCAGAAUUUCGUGCUUAUGAAAUUAUGCUUAAUCUCUCGGAUUCCAAUGUAUUUCGACAAGCAUUGACAUAUCGUAGAGAAAUUCUAGAAGCAGGUUCAGUCCGAUUAGCAAUUCGUCUAUUUACAUGCUUACAGAACCAAAAUUAUGUUCGGUUUUUCCGAUUGCUGAAGAAUGAUGCCACUUAUUUGCAGUGUUGUCUUUGUCACCGAUUUUUCAAUCGUAUGCGUCAUCAGGCAAUGUAUGCUAUAUCACACUCAAUAUUCAUAAUGGGAAAGUAUCCAGUGAACAAAUUUGUCCAGCUGUUGGGAUUUGACGACCGUGACGCAUCACUACAGUUUUUGGGUUGCUACAAUGUUCGUCGCAAUAAUGAUAUGGAUACUGGCGAAGAGUUGAUGCAUAUGUCAAAAGCUCAAUUAAUUGAAUCAAUUGAAGAACCUCCAUCGAAAAUUCAUUUAUGGAUUGAGGCGAAACGUGAUGGAUAUUCAAUUCCAGAAGUAUUAAGUGGUUGUCAAGAUGUUGAAGUUGAAAUUGUUACUCCAUUGAAUUCGUUCGACAGAAAUGGUACGUACCUCUUUGAUGUCGUUCUCGAUAACUAUAUUAACGAAAAUGGAGGAGAACAAUUAACGACGGAUGAAGAUGAGACUGUAACUUUCGCAUUUACGUUGCCACAAAGAGAAAAUAAUGCAAUCAGUGUAUUGGCGGAGAAGUUAUCAGAUGAGAUCAUAGAAGAAGAAGUUACGAGGUUAUGCAAGCUAGUGUAUAGUAAAUCAUUAGCUCAUUUGCUGACUACUGUAUUAUACGAUAGUAUCUUGGAGGAUUGUUUGAAGCCAUGCUGUCAGGAGGUUAUGAUCGUUGCUAAAUUAUUGCAUCGUCGCAAAUUAGCUGCUGAUGUUGCGAAACAAAGAGAGGAUGAAAUUCGGUUAUUGCUUGAUUCUCUGAACAAAUCAAUCUUGGAUGAAGUUAUUGAUACCUUUAUUCAGGAUAUCAGUAAGAAAUGGAUAAUAAAGUGUCAGCGAGUACAUAACGAAGAACUUAUAGAGGAUAUUGGAAAAAGCUUCUUGAACGAUUUGUUAGCAGGGGUGCUAAUCAAAACAGUCAGGAAAAUAGCAGAAAAAGAAAUAGAAGAAGGUGUGAACUACGUCAAGCAACGUUUGAAGGAUAUAAAUGAACGACUGGAUAAAUUAUGGCUGAAGCAAUUUGUAAAUCGUUGGCGAGAACAAAUAGCUUACAGAAAAGAACAGGAGCGGAAGAAGCUGGAAUUAUUAGGGUCAUUCCCUGUCAUAUUACCAGCUAAAUCUGGGUUAAUUUUUCGUCGAAGAGACGGCUAUUCGUUAGAUGAGGCAUUACAGCUCGAUUGCAGUUCUCUGCUUUUUGAACAGAAAAUAAACGCCUUUAUUAAAAAAAGACAUGGAAGAUUAGCACGAAAAGUACUAAUAAAAUGGCGUUUAUGGACUCAUUUACAAAUUGAAAAGCGGGAGUUUUUCACUAGUACAUACACGAGUUCACUAUUGAAACGGAAAAGGCUGCAUUCUAACAAUAAUAAUAUUAUUGCAAAAGAAAAUGGUGACAUUCGUUUAGCUGCAGCACUUGCUGAUAUGGAAUGCGAACGAUUGAAACCGUUUUGGGCAAUGAAUCAAAUUCGCAAUGAUUUGGAGGAUAAGCGCCAAGUGUCUUGGUAUGAAUCAUUAGCUGAACGUUCAUCAGUAUUGCUGAAUUUUUUCGAUGAACAAACACUUGAAAAAGGAGUAGAAAUAGCGGAACGAAAUAUUCAACGUACUGAUUGCACAGAGAGAUGGAUGACGAAUAAGAACAAUCUUGAAUGCAAUGAAAGUUUAAAUAGUCUAACGUACAAUCCAAGUCAACAACAGUAUUAUAAGAAGAAUAAUGAGUUCAACGUGCAAAAUGAGGGAUAUUGUCUUCCAGCAAAAAGAGAAUGCAAAAAUUUGGAAAACUUGAAGAAGCGACUGAAAGAUUUCAAUAAUGAUCUGGACGAUGCAUUCAGGGACAUGGAAGAAAGAAAUCGACGAUACGAUGAAAUUCUUAAACGUUUAAGUGCCGAUCAAUAA